CUCUUGUUGGACGGGAGACAGCAGCACACAGCAGGCAGGAUGACAAACCAGUCCACCGUGAAUCAGUCCAACAUAAAGAAGCAGAAGAAGGAAGAAAUCCUGCGAGAUGACAACACGGAGCUGGCGUAUAAAGACGCUGGUCACUGCAGCCGCAACACCCACAACCUGCUGCUGGGACUCACGGUUCUCGGUGUUGUGAUGGGGUCAGUGUUUGGGAUGUUCCUGCGGUACAUGGUGGUGACAGACUACGCUGCCCUCACUAUGAUUUCCUUUCCUGGAGAUAUCCUCAUGAGGAUGCUGAAGAUGCUCAUCCUGCCUCUAAUCAUCUCCAGCCUUAUUACAGGGCUCGCUGGUCUUGACGCCCGCUCCAGUGGCAGGAUGGGCAGCAGAGCCAUGGUGUACUACAUGUCCACCACUGUAAUCGCUGCCAUCCUGGGGGUCAUCCUGGUGCUGGGAAUCCACCCGGGUAACCCCAAACUGAGGGGCAGCAGAACCUCCACAGCUCCAAAGAACCAAGAGGUCAGCAGCCUGGAUGCCUUCCUUGACCUGCUUCGAAACCUCUUCCCUGAGAACCUGGUCCAGGCCUGCUUCCAACAGGUCCAGACUGUCCUGAAGCAGGUGCCGGUCUCGGUGUCAAACCAAAGCGAGCCCUUGAUCGUGAACAGGAAAACACUGGAAAACAAAUGGGGCAUGAACGUUCUUGGCUUGAUCGGCUUCUUCAUCACCUUCGGGAUCUGUUUGGGCCGGAUGGGCGAGCGGGGGAAGGUCAUGUGCAACUUCUUCAACAUCCUCAAUGAAAUCAUCAUGACGAUGGUUUCCAUGAUCAUGUGGUACUCUCCUAUUGGCAUCGCCUCUCUGAUCGCAGGGAAGAUCGCUGCCAUUGGAGAUCUGGAGGUGGUGGCCAGGCAGCUGGGCCUCUACAUGGUGACUGUAAUUGUGGGUCUGGUGAUCCACGGCGGCUUGAUCCUCCCUGCUAUAUUCUUUGCAAUCACCAGAAAGAGCCCCUUUGUGUUCUACUCCGGGAUUUUCCAAGCGUGGAUCACGGCUCUGGGAACUGCCAGCAGUGCAGGCACGUUGCCUGUCACCUUCCGCUGUCUGGAGGAAAAUCUGAAGAUUGAUAAACGUGUGACUCGCUUCGUGUUGCCCAUCGGUGCCACCAUCAACAUGGACGGCACCGCCCUGUAUGAGGCUGUGGCAGCCAUCUUUAUUGCCCAGAUGAAUGACAUCUCACUAGAUGCUGGACAGAUUGUCACCGUGAGUAUGACCGCCACCCUGGCCAGUGUUGGAGCUGCCAGUAUUCCCAGUGCCGGACUGGUGACCAUGCUGCUGAUCCUGACAGCUGUUGGCCUGCCCACUCAGGACAUCAGCCUCCUGAUCGCCGUCGACUGGCUGCUUGACAGAAUGCGCACCUCCAUCAAUGUGGUGGGCGACUCGUUCGGUGCCGGCAUUGUGGAUCACUUGUCAAGAGCAGAACUGGCCGAGCUGGACGCAGCCGAAAUGCUCCCGACGGAGGAGGCGCUAGCUUUCAUCCUGCCGCCUCCGAUCCUCACAGAAAUGGACCUGGUCGAUCCUCUCAAGCCGCCCGAGCUGCCCCCCCGGUCUCCUCGCCCGCUCAAACUAAACCAUCACAGCCACGUCCUCUCCCAGUCCCAGUCCAUCACUCACUCUCCUUCCUGUUCUGUCCGAUCUCCUUCGCCCCGCUCCGUGCGCUCCCCCUCUCCGCGCUCCGUCUGCUCCCAUUCCCCUCGGCCUUUCCGUUCUCAUUCUCCACGCCUCCUCCGCAGGACGGAGCCGGGCUACUGCCCCCUGCCCAGCCAUGACAACCAGAUUUCCACAAUUCCACGCUCCCACAGAGAGCGGGACAGAGAGCGGGAACGCCUGAGGAGAGAAAGCGAAACGGAGGAGGAGGAGGACAGAGAGAGAGUUCUGGGAGAAGUGAGUGACGGCGAGGAGAGUGAUGACACCGCUUACGAUCGGAGGUGCGCCAUCCCUCUUGGCGAUCUGCCAUAACUACAUUUUACGAGGAUAAAUUACCAGAAUAAAGCUUUGAUCGGUUUGUUUCUUUUUU
Molecule: messenger RNA, 2068 nt
Organism: Nematolebias whitei (Rio pearlfish)
Lineage: Eukaryota; Metazoa; Chordata; Actinopteri; Cyprinodontiformes; Rivulidae
Gene: slc1a9
Product: solute carrier family 1 member 9
Exons: 11
Coding region: 40-2010 (656 amino acids)
Biological process (GO): L-glutamate transmembrane transport
Cellular component (GO): plasma membrane
Molecular function (GO): L-glutamate transmembrane transporter activity; neutral L-amino acid transmembrane transporter activity; glutamate:sodium symporter activity
Source: RefSeq, a predicted model, not a curated record